AUGACAAACGCCACCCCAGUCACUGCUGAAAACACUUUCUCGUUAGCUGGUAAGCAGCUUAAGCUUGACACAGCCAAAAGUAUCGAAUCUUACUUGGGCGACUUGGCCGCUCAGAAGAAUGUGGUGAAGAUCGAUUUCAGUGGAAACACCAUUGGUAUCGACGCCUCUGAGGCAUUGGCCAAGGCCAUUUUGAAGCAUAGCGAGACUAUCGAGGAGAUUAACUUCUCUGACUUGUACACUGGAAGAUUGAACACCGAGAUUCCUCAGUCCUUGGAUCACUUGUUGAAUGCUUUGUUGGAGUGUCCAAACUUGACCACCAUCAACUUGAGUGACAAUGCAUUCGGUUUGCAAGCUAUUGAGCCUAUUGAGGCCUGGUUGGCCAAGGCCGUGUCUGUUGAGCACUUGAUUUUGUCCAACAACGGUAUGGGUCCUUUCGCUGGUGCCAGAAUCGGUAAGUCCUUGUUCAAGUUGGCUCAGGCCAAGAAGACCAAGGGUAGAAACUCCUUGAAGACUUUUGUCUGCGGUAGAAACCGUUUGGAGAAUGGUUCUAUUAACUACUUGGCUAUCGGUUUGAGAGCUCACAAGGAUUUGGAGGCCGUCAGAUUGUACCAGAACGGUAUCAGACCUGCUGGUAUCUCCAAAUUGCUCUUGCAAGGCUUGUCUCACAACUCCAAGUUGAAGGUUCUUGAUUUGCAAGAUAACACAAUCACCACAUCUGCUGCUGUCGGUUUGGCAACUGCUCUUAAGUCAUGGCCAGAAUUGGUCGAGUUGAACUUGAAUGACUGUUUGUUGAAGCCAAAGGGAUCUCUCUUGUUGGUUGACAGACUUCAUGAGGGUGACAAGAGACCUUCUUUUGAGAAGUUGAAGUUGCAGUACAACGAGUUGGAGGUUGAUGCAUUGGAGAAGCUCGUGAAGGUGGUCGACGAGAAGUUGCCAAACUUGAAGUUGUUGGAGUUGAACGGUAACAGAUUUGAAGAGGAGUCCGAGCUUGUCGAUGCUAUCACGGCGAUCUUCGAGAAGAGAGGCUCAGGUGAGCUUGAUGAAUUGGAUGACUUGGAGGAGCCUGAUAGCGAGGAGGAAGAUGACGAUGAUGAGGAAGAUCCAGUUGCCAAUGAAGACGACGAUGCAGAUUUGAACCAACUCGAAAAGGAGUUGGCUGGUGUCAGCGUCGAGGAUGCCGACAAAAAUGUCGAUGAUCUUGCCGACGAGUUGGCUUCUACGCAUAUUAGAAAUUAA
This is a messenger RNA of Candidozyma haemuli, 1236 nucleotides long. It is a transcript of the gene RNA1, whose product is annotated as GTPase-activating protein. The coding region runs from base 1 to 1236 and encodes 411 amino acids. The record is from RefSeq and is a predicted model, not a curated record. Gene Ontology annotation, biological process: nucleocytoplasmic transport; activation of GTPase activity. Gene Ontology annotation, molecular function: small GTPase binding; GTPase activator activity. NCBI's taxonomy places the organism in Eukaryota, Fungi, Ascomycota, Pichiomycetes, Serinales, Metschnikowiaceae. Gene Ontology annotation, cellular component: cytosol; nucleus; perinuclear region of cytoplasm. The transcript has a single exon.